AUGCAAACUUUUUUCCUCUCACUGAUCCUCUUGUGCCUCACUAUUCCACUUCAGUCCAGAACGCUACCCUUCCAUCAAUCCCACUUUACAAAACGCUCUUUCCAUCAAAAUGAUCGCAACGUUGCCUCACCGCAAGAAUAUUUUGAAGUCACCAAGCCACUUCCCUUCGACGGCGCCCACGCAACAUGCACUCUCCCAAUCCUCACUCACAAUUUCAGCAACACUUACGGCCUUCCCCCCUUCUCCGUUCCUUACUUUCCGCCCCUGAAUUGCAUCUGGACUCACGUCACUCUCGAGAUCCAAGCCUCUUGUCAAGGGGAGCAACACGACCGCAUAGCCGCUCUCUGGCUCGGUGGAGCCGAGCUGAUCCGCACCAGCACGGCUGAGCCCACAGCUGAUGGAAUUUUCUGGACGGUUAGGAAGGACGUCACCAGGUAUUCUUCUCUUUUAUCACAGAACAACCUUACUCUCUCCGUCAUGCUUGAAAACAUCGUUAAUGAAGUCUUUACUGGCGUUUACCAAGUUAAUGUUACCUUCCUUUACUAUGAUGCUAACGCCAAAAAUGUUAAGCCUUUGUUAGCUUUGCCUUCAGAGAAUUACUGGCCUAGUAGUAGGAAAUUGAAAUCUGUGUACAACCCUUUAGAACCACUGGUGGAUUCUGAAAAGGGUUCCUUUGAUUUACUAUAUGAGAAACCAGCGGAUUUGAUCAUUCCUAUUUCAGAGGUUGGAGAUGAAGGGUAUUGGUUUAGGAUUCAGAAUGAAUCAGAUAUUCAUUCCAGAGGAGUUCGAAUUCCUCAGAAUACAUAUAGAGCUGUGGUUGAAAUUUACGUGUCAUUUCAUGGGGAUGACGAGUUUUGGUACUCUAACCCUCCUGAUUCAUACUUAAAGGUGGCAAAUGAUGAUGAGGCUCAGCAUGUGAAUCCUUCUGAUUCAUAUGCAAACAUGAAUAAGGUGACUAUGGGGCGAGGCCACGGUGCUUACCGUGAAGUUUUGGUGAUGAUUGAUGGGAAUCUUGUUGGAUCAGUGGUACCUUUUCCGGUGAUAUUCACUGGUGGAAUUAAUCCCUUAUUUUGGGAGCCAGUGGUUUCCAUUGGAGCAUUUGAUCUUCCUUCAUAUGAUGCAGAGUUGACACCCUAUUUAGGCUUGCUUCUCGACGGGAAGGUGCAUUCUUUUUCGCUUCGAGUGGCCGAUGGUAUUUCAUUUUGGCUUGUGGAUGCAAAUUUGCAUCUCUGGUUGGAUGCUGGUUCAGAGGAGGUUCUGGCUGGAAUUGCUUUUAGUUCUCCCGAGUUUUCUUUAGAGCGUGAAUUGAAGUUUGCUGGGCUUGAUGGAAAGUUUCAAAUCGAGGCAGAGAGGGAGACUAAGAUUUGUGGCUGGGUGAGCUCAACUGCUGGCAAUUUUACUACCUCAGUUUCGCAAAAGUUGAAGUUCAAGAACUCUAUAAAGUUUUAUAACAAUGGCACUCGGAAAUUGGUUAAGCAGAAAGUGAAGGACAAGAUUGAAGUGAGGAUUGAAUCUGGUACCGGUCACAGGAUUCUCCAUACAAAGACUAAAAGAACUUAUCCGCUAAAAAUUACCACUGAAACACUUCCUGGGGGAAAUAAUACUUAUUCGAUGAUCGCUAGAGUGAAAAAUUCGGUGAAGGAGAAGAAGACUGUGGGGGGUGCUAAAAGCACUUUGCAAAACAGCCAGAAGUCGAGUGGGUGGAUGUCUGUCAAGGAUCAUGAAGUCCUUUCUGGUGGUGCAAGUACUGAGCAAAAUUACAGUUACGAGGAUGGGUUAGAAUGCUACUCGCGGGUAGUUGAAGCUGAAAAUGGUACUCUUCUUAAGGACGCUGCUAGAAUUCUAUGUGCAACUUCCUCUUAA
Molecule: messenger RNA, 1863 nt
Organism: Coffea arabica (coffee)
Lineage: Eukaryota; Viridiplantae; Streptophyta; Magnoliopsida; Gentianales; Rubiaceae
Source: RefSeq, a predicted model, not a curated record